Messenger RNA from Venturia canescens, 4179 nucleotides. RefSeq names its product elongation of very long chain fatty acids protein 4-like. Bases 396 to 1343 code for a protein of 315 amino acids. Gene Ontology annotation, biological process: sphingolipid biosynthetic process; fatty acid elongation, saturated fatty acid; very long-chain fatty acid biosynthetic process. The record is from RefSeq and is a predicted model, not a curated record. The transcript has 7 exons. Gene Ontology annotation, cellular component: endoplasmic reticulum membrane. Gene Ontology annotation, molecular function: fatty acid elongase activity. NCBI's taxonomy places the organism in Eukaryota, Metazoa, Arthropoda, Insecta, Hymenoptera, Ichneumonidae.
CGUAUACCCCGGUCGUCUUGCUCGUUAUAACCGUGGACGCGGUGGUGGACGGACAUACGAAAGUUAUAAAGCACACCGGUCGCAAUCGCGACGAGACGCGCUCAGCCGCUACGUCGAUCGGACGUCGCCCCGACGCGUUCUACCGUUUUUUUGUCUUUCCGUUUUACUUUUGCCCGCAAAAAGGUUUUCGUCGGCUUUUGUUUUUUGUUGUUUUGUUUGUUUCAUUGAAUACGCAAGGCAGAGAUUUCGGUGUGCGAUCAUGUAUUAUUUCGGGUGGUCGGGAUAAUCACGAGGAAGCGACCGAACAGAGGCCGAGUUUAUCGCGGUUUUUUUCGAAAUUACUUUCUCUAGUUGUACCCCGAUUUUUGUGGAGACCGACCGAUCGAUCAGAGGCGAUGGCGGCCCUUUUAGAACCGGCGGUAUCCGUUAUGAACGACGCUUACGAUUAUUACUUAUGGACGCUUUCUUUAGCAGACGAAAGAACGCGAGGAUGGCUCCUGGUCGAUUCUCCCAUGCCGACCCUCGCCUGGACCGUUCUUUAUCUCAGCAUCGUAUGGGCAGGACCAAAGAUCAUGAGAACGCGCAAAGCCUUCAAGCUCACGUGGCUACUAGUGCCCUACAAUUUUUCAAUGGCGAUACUCAACGCCUACAUCGCCGUUCAGUUGUUCCUCGCCUCAACAAGGUUACGAUACAGUUACGUGUGUCAGCCAAUAAAACAAGUGAGGAGGCCUGACGAGAUGUUGAUCGCAAACGCCGUUUGGUGGUAUUACUUCAGCAAAUUGCUCGAAUUCUGCGACACGUUGUUCUUCAUUUUACGAAAGAAGGACAACCAAUUGAGUUUCCUUCACGUCUACCACCACUCGACCAUGUUCUCCUUGUGGUGGAUCGGAAUAAAAUGGGUGCCGAGUGGCUCGACUUUCCUGCCAGCGAUGGUGAACAGUUUCAUCCACGUGCUCAUGUACUCGUACUAUGCUCUGUCAGCAUUCGGACCAUCGAUCGCCAAAUAUCUCUGGUGGAAGAAAUACUUGACGAUCUUGCAACUGAUCCAAUUCACCUCGGCACUUGUACUCGGAAUAAAUGGCAUUCGUUCCGGUUGUGAUUUUCCACUUUGGAUGCAAUACGCUCUUGUAUUUUACAUGAUCUCUUUCAUCGUACUUUUUGGAAACUUUUAUGCAAAGGCCUACAUCGCCAAGGGCAAGCAGGCGUACGAGAGAAGAUCGCGAAGCAAAGCGAACGCUUCUGGAGUCGAGCAGAUGGCCGGCAAGUCGAAAAACAAUGGAACCCUGAACGGAAAGCACACGAACGGUUAUACGAAUGGCGCAGCAGGAAAGAAGAUCCAAUGAUCGUCAUCGGGCCACGGAUCAUCGAUUCGUAACUGAUAGACUUUAAGGUUGAAAGGAAGAAAAAAAGGGAAGAAACUGAAGAGGGAAAAAAAUGAGGAUCGAGACCGCUGUGCGAGUGAGAAAGGAAGAGGGAGGAUGGGAGAGUGACAAAACGUGAUUGCAGAAAAAAGUCUUGGACGCUACGAAACUUGCUCUCACUUUUUCCUGAGAUAUUUCGACGACUAUGAUUUCUCUUUUUAUCUUUUUAUUUGUGCUCUCCUAGAAGGAAGGGAGGGGGGGUUCGGAAACGGAUCGAAAAAAUGGCUUUCGACCGAUUCACUUGACGCCUCGCGUUGUGAAAUUGUAUGUAAUUUUGAAAAUUUCCAGACAAACCAUGUGACCCGACAUCGCGAGGAGAAAGUUAAAUGAGACGACAAAAGCACCGAGUCUCUCAUCGCUUUUUUCAACGUCCGGUACUGAAACGAAAAACGAACGAAUACCCGUGACGUUGUACAUGAGCACAAAACUAUACAAUUUUAUACACUAAUUAAAAUGUAAAAUGUAAAAGAGACGAGAAAACAAAAACGCAAUCUCCCCACGGCACCGCGUGUUCUCAGGUUCUCCCGGGAUUACUUGUAUAAGUCGUUAAGAAUAUACUGGUCGUACAGUCAAAUCCAAAAAAUAGUACGUUUUUAAAAAACGAAAACAUCGGAUUCGCUAUUUUCGUGAGAAAAAAAAAAAAAAAGAAACGGGCUCUCGUUCCUUGCCCUCUGUCUCUGACGAUGAAAAAUUUCCGAUAAACAUCGAGAUAGAUAAAUCAUUAUUAAUUUAUCCAUGGAUCUAUUUAUUCGCGUGGAAUUAAAUUUUUUUUCUAUUCAAAAUAAAAUAAACUAUAUUUUCGAAUUAUUUGAUUUUCGAUUAUUUUAAAACCGUUUUAUAUUGAAUUAUUUUGAAGGAAAUUAGAAGAAAAAAAAAAAAAAAAAAAGAUUUUCAUCGCAAUCAGUACUUUCAGAUCGUCAUUUGUUUUUGGAGUUUUACACUCGAAAUAAAUUUAACCCGAGUUCGCCUCAGAAAAAUGGCAAUUAAAUACAAGAUCUCAGGAUAAUUUCAUAGUUAUUUAUCUUUUUUUAUGUCGACUACAUAUAUAUAUUUAUAUAAACAUAUAUAGUGAUGAAUAGAUCGAUAUGAAAACACACGAAUUCAAAUAUAUAUGAAUUCCGGGCCGAAUAAAGAUGAAAUAACAGCUAAUUUUUGGCAACGACUGUAAAGCCAGUAAAUUAAAGCAAUGAAAGAGUGUAUGUGUGCGUGUGUGCGUGUGUGUGUGUGUGUGUGUGCGCGCGCGCGCGUAUGCGUAGAAAGAGAGUGAAGGAAAAUAAGAGUGGCAUAGUUACUGAGUACGAAAAUUUUUAUUUGAGGAGGGCGCGAAUCAAUGGCCGUGUGAUAAUUUAUUAUUAACGAGGCUUUUGUUUUUAAAAAUUUGUUUCCCACAAAAAUUCAUAAUCGAGUUAUCAAACGGUGGAAAAUUGUUUUAUAAUGAAGAAAACAAAAAAAAUACGAGCAAAAGAUCGUACGAUUUGCGUUAGGGAAAUUACGAAACAUUUUAUUAUCCCGUUGUUUCGUGUGUGUGUGUGUGUGUGUGUUUAUUUUUCCUAUUUUGGAUCGUCGUUAGGACAUUGUAAAGUGUAAACGUUAAGAAACUGAAUGUUCGAUCGAUGCGCACGUCGCAAAGCAUUCUCGCAAGCAUGUGAAACUCGGGGGCCGGGUUGAAGUUCCGAAUGGUGAGAAAUCAGAAGGCUCAAAAGUCCGAAAAUCUAGCUGGGACUCGAAAUAUAUAGAUAUACCGCACUAGCGAGAUUUUCGGACUUUUGAGCCUUCUGAUUUCUCACCGUUCGGAAUUUCAACCCGGCCCCGAAACUCGAUUUUCGAAGAUCAAUGGCGAUCGGGAUGGGAGGGGAGAAAAAAAAUAUUCUUUCCCUACUGCCGUUAUGUGUUAUUAUUUUCAACGGGAAAAUCCGUGUUACCUCAAUAAUACGAGAAACGAAAGAACUGAAUCCACCUCCAGCCUGUUUAUCCCUUAGAGAAGAAUAGUAGAAAGAGAGAAAGAGAGAAAAGAAAAAUUCAAAAGGGAUGAGAAAAAAAUGAAUAAAUAUUCAAAGUAACGAAUGAAAAGAUAUCCAUAGACCCAGAACCUUGACGAAAAACAUUCCGGCCGAUUAGCGGUUUGUAUUCUUCAACAUUUUACGAGCCUUUUUGCAUAAGAACAAAUAAUUUUUCUACGACAUUUAACCAAAAAAUGUACAAAACAUUUAUAGUCUCGAAGAAAAAGACGAAAAAAAUGAGAAAAUCAUACGGACGAAGGAGAAGCGUAAGAAACAAGAAGAAAAAAACGGUGGACGAACGCUUUUACAGCGGCGUUGUAAUCUGCCUGCAUUUUUGUUUUACUUAUCAUCGUACUAAUCGCUUUUUUUUACCUCUCCCACACGUUGUCACGCACAUUUUAUGAAUUUUUGAGAAAUCGUUUUACCGUGCUCAGCUCACAGGAAAAACUUUCUCCGACGUAUUUUCGGUACAAAAUUAUACUCAAGAUCGUACAAAUAAUGAUAAAUGGAGAAAACCAAAAAUUUCUCUUUCGCUCGCUAAUGCGAAUUCUACUGGAGGAAUCCCAGCAACGCUAUCAUCAUAAUUUUUCAUACGAAAUUUUAAUUGAACUACUACUUGCAAAUAAUGUGUGUACAUUAAAAUAAUACACACGCGGUCAAUGUUUACAAACGUGGUCAAUUAUGGGUGCACGAUUUGACUACUUUGCCCUCAUUUUCUCUCCUCCGUUUCAGGCAGUAAAGUAUUGUUAUUAUGUUCA